AUGGCGCCAUCUGCCACCGACACUGAAUCGGCGCCACAGCCAGCCAAACAGAUACUGAUCAAGCCGUGGAACCGGCCACAGUAUACGAAAGAGGACCUUGAUUGGGCUCCACUUACAACAAUCGACCUAUCCCGUUUUGAUGAGGAAGGAGGCAAACAAUCGUUGGCCAAACAACUUUAUGAUGCCGUAACGAGAGUCGGCUUCUGGACGGUGGUUAACAGUGGCAUCGACGAUAGCAAGGUGCUCCGCCAGUUCAGCUUCGGCAACACUUUUUUCAAGCAACCAGUCGAAGAAAAGCGUUUCUUCCCAUGUAACUUUGCGGAAGGAGAGUACUUUGGCUACAGGGAGAACUCGCGCUGGGUUGGAGAUAGUGGCGUCAAGGAGAACGUCGAGAUGCUCAAUAUCCCAAAGCCCAUUCCUAUCUACGAGAAUGUGCCGAAGCACCAAAUUGUCCGUGAGAAUUGGGAGGAGAUUUCGGCAUUCCAUCGCGAAUUGUGGGACAAGGUCCUUCGAAAGCUAUAUGUGCUCAUUGCCAUCAUUCUUGAACUCCCGGAGAAUUACUUCGUGGACGCACAUGCCUACGAUGGAGAGUCCGAUGACCACCUUCGAUAUAUGAUCUACAAUGUGAGAACUCAGGACGAAUGGGACAGAGCUCAAGCGUAUACCAAAGGGGGCCAUACAGACUUUGGCAGCCUCACUUUACUGUUCUCACAGCACGUCGCAGGCCUACAGAUCCGGACGCCUGAAGGGCAAUGGAAGUGGGUAAAGCCUGUUGAAGGAGGCAUCACGUGUAACGCCGCCGACACGUUGUCUUUCCUCACAAAUGGCUUCAUCAAAUCAACAGUACACAGGGUUGUCACGCCUCCGAAAGAUCAAAUGCACAUCCCUCGUCUAGGCUUGCUCUAUUUCAGUCGCCCUGGAGCGAGGACUCCCAUGAGGACCGUCCCGUCACCUCUCCUGGAGCGUCUUGGCCUUCUAUCGGACGAGGACAAGAACCCGAACAAGUCAGUCCCGACAGGAACCGAAUAUGUGCGAGCGCGCGUCAAAGAUGUGCAUUACAAGAAAGUGAUAGAAAAGCGCGAAGGGACCUCUUUCAACUUCAAGGGGAUGAAAGUCCAGAACUACUACGACUGA
Fonsecaea erecta is the source of this 1134-nucleotide messenger RNA. RefSeq lists its product as hypothetical. Bases 1 to 1134 code for a protein of 377 amino acids. The record is from RefSeq and is a predicted model, not a curated record. Gene Ontology annotation, molecular function: dioxygenase activity. Lineage: Eukaryota; Fungi; Ascomycota; Eurotiomycetes; Chaetothyriales; Herpotrichiellaceae. The transcript has 3 exons.